Molecule: messenger RNA, 1256 nt
Organism: Capsicum annuum
Lineage: Eukaryota; Viridiplantae; Streptophyta; Magnoliopsida; Solanales; Solanaceae
Product: loganic acid O-methyltransferase-like
Exons: 3
Coding region: 45-1076 (343 amino acids)
Biological process (GO): methylation
Molecular function (GO): S-adenosylmethionine-dependent methyltransferase activity
Source: RefSeq, a predicted model, not a curated record
AUAAGGUGAAGAAAUAUAUAUAUGUAUUAGCAUUAUUAUUCAAAAUGACAACAUCUUUCCCUAUGAAUGCUGGUGAUGGUCCUUAUAGCUACUUCAAAAACUCCCAUUUGCAGAGAGAAGUGUUAGAUAAUUCAAAGGAAAUGGUGAGAGAUGCAAUUACUCGAAAGCUUGACAUAAAAAAAAUCAUGUUAUCUUCUUCAAACACAUUAUGUCUUGCAGAUUUUGGAUGUUCAAUUGGACCAAACACUUUCAUUGCAAUGCAACAUGUUGUACAAUCUCUAAAAGAAAAAUACCAUAAUACCAACAUUCUUGAAUUCGAAGUAUUUUUCAAUGAUCAUGUCACCAAUGAUUUCAACACCCUCUUUCGAUCAGUACCCAUCGAUCGAUCCUACUAUGCAUUCGGAGUUCCAGGAACAUUCCAUGGUAAAUUAUUUCCAUCGCGAUCGAUACAUUUUGCACAUUGUUCUACUGCCAUACAUUGGUUAUCUAAGUGUCCAGAAGAGUUGUUAGAUGAGAAAUCUCCAGCAUGGAAUAAGGGAUUGAUACACUACGUAGGUACAUCAAAUGUUGAAGUGUUGAAUGCUUAUGUUGCACAAUUUGAAAAAGACAUGGAAAUGUUCUUAGAUGCAAGAGCUGAGGAGAUUGUUGAAGGUGGAAUGAUGGUGAUAAUUUCACCACAAUCAAGUGAAUGUCUUGUGAAAUUUUUUGGUUCUAGUCUUAUGGAUUUGGUGAGUGAGGGAAAAAUAGAUGAAUCUUUAGUCAACUCAUUUAAUUUGCCAAUAUAUUUUCCAUCUCUUGAAGACAUGGCUAAAGCGGUGGAGAAAAAUGAUUAUUUUAGCAUAGAAAUAAUAGAAUUGACAUAUCCCAAAUCAAAGCUUGUGGAUGAGGCUGAUGCAAAGACUUUAAUAAUAAAUUUAAGAGCUGUUUUAGAAGUACUCUUCGUCAAUCAUUUUGGAAGUGAAAUAGCAGAAGAAGCUUUUGCAAGAACGAUUCUCAAAAGUGAUGAAAUUUCAACAUGGAUGAAAACGAAUUACCAGAAAGCAUGUCAGUUAUUUGUCGCUCUGAAGCGUAAAUAAAUUUCUAUGGAGAAAUCUAUAUUAUAUAAUUCAAGUUUAUGGAGUGAUGUGACACGUUUCAUAUGUAGACUGGAAUUUCUAUUUUUCUAUUUUCUGAUAUUUUUGGCUUUCACUUAAUGUGCUCUAGAAAGAAAAUUGAAAAGUUCAUUAACAUUAUGAUAAUAUUUUCUUAGCAUGAAA